AAAUUUUAGAAUCUAGGAUCCACUUUGUUUUGCAAUGAGAAUCCCCUAUUAGUUCAUUGUAGCUAAUAGGGUCAGAAGUCCUUUACAUUCAUAUUUAAUUUUAACAGUAUGUUUACUUGAGUUUGUAUUAGGAAAAAAUAAUCUAAGUGUAAGAUAUCUUGUGGUAUAAAAUUUUCUAUUAAAACAAGUUUACAUCUGAGUUAAAAGUUGACUUAUCCUAAAAAAAAAUAUUGAUUAACAGUAGUAGAGGUAGCAAGUAGAUUUUAGCAAAGUUUUUGCUUGGGGAAUGUGAAUAAAAAAUUUUGGAAAGUACUGAGCUUGGGGAUCAAGAUGAAUAGGGCUCAGUGUACCCUCACAGCCUACAAAGAUAAACCCCGGAUGAUCAGUGUGAGAACUGCAGGCAGAAGAUAUGGACAGGGUGCUCUGGGCUUACAGAGAAGAGUGCAGAAAGGAACUUGGUAGUCGUUAUGAGAAGGUCAGGAAAUGCUUCCCAGAAUCAAGUAGUAAGGACUGGCAGGCGUUAGGUGGUUGCAGAAAAAAGUUUAUGAAUCAGAAGCAGUUGAGUAUGAAUGGCUCUGUAUUGCAUGUUGUGGAGUGACUGGAAAUAAAAGCAGGAACAGCAUUAUGAAAGACCUUUCAUGCUUUCAAAGUAGGGCAUUUGGACUUUAUUCUUAACAUGAAGGGAAGCUAUUGAAUGAUUUUAAGCAGUAAAAUGUUAUGACCAGAGUUUUAGAGAGUGCCAGGUUUGAAGGGAAGUCACCAUCUAGAAGGCUGCUUAUUAAGUUAGUUCAGAGAAGAAAAGGUGAAGCGACAGAGAAGGUAGUGUCAUUGGCAUGAACAGGUGUAUGGGUGCUAAUUUUAGAUUUCGUCAGUGGAUAGAAACGACAGGUCUUUGUGGUCAGAUGGAUAGGAAUGCUGAGAGAGACUGGGGAGCCCAGGUUGUCCCCAGAUUACUGGUUUGAUGAAGCAGGUGGCAUGUAGAGCAGUUGACUGAUAAAAUUCAGAAAGAGGAAUGAACUUGGUUUCAUUUGUUUGUUUUUGAAUAAAAAGAUAAGUUUAUUUUUGAACUUAAUCUGAGAGACUUGUGGGACAUCUUGUUUAGGAUCCAGUGGCAGUUGAUGGGGACUAUGGAGAUGCAGUGCAGCCUAGAGAAAUUAGAGACUUCAUCUGGGCAUUCCAGCCAUUGUUUGCUACAGUGCAGGAUGAGAUAAUUUAAAGUGGCACAUGGAUUCUUUAAUAGUUAAUUACGUAAUGUGUAUGAAAAACGUAAGUUUUAUCUCAAAUCUAUGAUAUCAUGGAUAUUAUCACUUGGGCCAAGUGAGCCCAGUAAAAGAGAACUGCUAAGUAAAUAAAAAUACACAUGAUAUGUGGAAAUGGCAAAAAUCAUGGUGAAGCCGUGCAAAUGAUGAAGUGCAGAAAGUACUAUUGAAGCCCUGGGUGCGGUGCGUGAGGUCACCGAGGAGAGAGUGAGCCUGAAAAGAAAAGAGAGGUGACAUUUGGGUGGCGGGGAAUGGAGAAGAAGAGCCCAUGGAAACUGAGGAAAAGCAGCCAGAAGAAUAGGAGGAAAACCAGGAGAAGAUGGUCUUUGGAGUCCAGAUGAAGAGUUCUGAGGAGGAGGAAGUGGUCAACAGCGUCAAGAUGGUACAGCAUGGCUGAUUUUGUCCUGGGAGAUUUCACUGUAGCAGAUGAUGCCUUGUUAGAAGAUUGCCCUUAUGUGGACGAUUGUAUCUUUCCUCUUGAAUCUAUGUCCAAUGAUUAUGUUCGUGUGACUCAGCUUUACUGCAAUGGGGUGGGGAUGCAGUAUAAAGAUUUUACCCAAAGUGAGAGAAACUUAGAAUUUGAUAUCUGCAAUAUGUGGUGUAGUACACCAGUUUCCAUUCUGCAAGGUUACUGUGAAGCCAUCAAAGUACACAUCUUCUGGCCGCUUCUGUGUCAGCGUCGGCACAGCUCUGUAAUCUCACGCUUGCACCCUUGUGUGGAGGCCGGCAAUUCUCAUGCUUCUGAGAUAAGUUUGAAGAAAUUACAGCAUCUAGAAUUGAUGGAAGAUAUUGUGGAUUUGGCAAAGAAAGUUGUGAAUGAUUCAUUCUUUAUUGGAGGCUUAUUGAGAAUUGGUUAUAAAAUAGAAAAUAAAAUCUUAGCAAUGGAAGAAGCUUUGAAUUGGAUAAAAUACACAGGUGAUGUAACAAUUCUACCUAAAUUAGGAGCAGUUGACAAUUGUUGGACUAUGUUAAGUAUAUUCUUUACUGAAUACAAAUAUCACAUAACUAAAGUCAUAACAGAAAACUGCAAUAUGGUUGAAGAAUUUAAAACUCAAAAUUGUGCGGAGUGUAUAGAGCAAGGAGAACUAAUGAAAAUGAAAGGAAAUGAAGAGUUUUCAAAAGGAAGAUUUGAUAUAGCUAUUAUCUAUUACACCAGAGCCAUUGAAUAUAGACCUGAAAAUCACCUUCUUUAUGGUAACCGAGCUCUUUGUUUUCUUCGCACUGGACAGUUUAGAAAUGCACUUGGUGAUGGAAAGAGAGCCAUUAUUCUAAGGAGCAAUUGGACAAAGGGUCAUUAUCGUUAUUGUGCUGCUCUUUCUAUGCUGGGGGAAUAUGACUGGGCCCUGCAAGCAAACAUAAAAGCUCAAAAACUCUGUAAAAAUGACCCUGAGGGAAUCAAGGAUCUAAUUCAGCAGCAUGUAAAGUUACAAAAACAAAUAGAAGACCUGCAAGGUCGAACACCAUCUAGGAAUCCAAUUAAAGCCUUUUACGAAAGCAGGGCCUACAUACCUAGUUUAUCAGCACCUGCAUUUACUACUUCUCUUAACUUUGUGGAAACUGAAAAAGAUCCCAGAAAAAGUAAGCACGAAAUGGCAAACGGUGGUAAUCAGAAUCUAAAGGUGGGAGAUGAAGCUUUGAAGGUAGAAGAUUGUGACUGUCAUCCUGAAUUUCUGCCACCAUCAAAUCAGCCUCCAAAAUAUAAAGGAAAACAAAAAUCUCGAAACAAUGAAUUGGAGAAGUUCAGUUCUAGUUCACAGGAGAGUUUACCAGUAGAUUGGAAAAACAUCUUGGAAAAACAGUUUUCUAAAUCUUCCAGAGCUGCACACCAGGAUUUUGCGAAUAUAAUGAAAAUGCUAAGAAGCUUAAUCCAGGACGGCUACACAGCUCUGCUGGAGCAGCGCUGCCGCAGCGCCGCACAGGCCUUCACGGAGCUGCUUGAUGGUCUAGAUCCUCAGAAGAUAAAGCAAUUGAACCUGGCCAUGAUUAACUAUGUCCUAGUAGUCUAUGGACUUGCUAUUUCUCUCCUUGGAAUAGGACAGCCUGAGGAAUUAUCUGAAGCUGAAAACCAGUUUAAGAGGAUGAUUGAACACUACCCCAAUGAGGGACUUGAUUGCUUGGCCUACUGUGGAAUUGGAAAAGUAUAUUUGAAAAAGAACAGAUUUCUAGACGCUCUUAAUCACUUUGAGAAAGCAAGAACCUUGAUUUGUCGCCUUCCUGGAGUGUUAACUUGGCCCACAAGUAAUGUGAUUAUUGAAGAGACUCAGCCAGGGAAAAUAAAGAUGCUCUUAGAGAAAUUUAUUGAAGAAUGCAGGUUCCCUCCAGUGCCAGAUGCCAUUUGUUGCUAUCAGAAGUGUCAUGGAUAUUCCAAAAUCCAGAUAUAUAUAACUGAUCCAGACUUUAAGGGUUUUAUACGAAUCAGCUGCUGCCAGUACUGUAAAAUAGAAUUUCACAUGAACUGUUGGAAGAAAUUGAAAACAACAACUUUUAAUGAUAAAAUUGACAAGGAUUUUCUGCAAGGAAUUUGUCUUACCCCUGACUGUGAAGGAAUCAUUUCUAAGAUUAUCAUUUUCAGCAGUGGUGGUCAAGUUAAAUGUGAAUUUGAACACAAGAUCGUAAAAGAAAAGGUUCCUUCAAGACCUAUUCUGAAACAGAAAUGUUCUAGCCUAGAGAAGCUAAGACUGAAAGAAGACAAAAAAUUGAAGAGAAAACUCCAAAAACAAGAAGCAAAAAAAUUAGCACAAGAAAGAAUGGAAGAAGACUUAAGGGAAAAUAAUCCACCCAAAACUGAAGAGCAAAAAGACACUGGAGGCAGUAUUGGGAGUUGCCCGUUCCUUGAUGACAGAAUUCUGCAGUGCAUAAAGCAGUAUGCCGACAAGAUACAAUCUGGUAUUCUGAACACUUCCAAGCUUCUCAAAGAAUUGCUUUCUUGGAAGGUUUUAAGCACAGAAGACUACACAACAUGUUUUUCUAGUAGAAAUUUCUUAAAUGAAGCAGUGGACUAUGUCAUUCGUCACUUGAUUCAAGAGAAGAAUAGAGUAAAGACCAGGAUAUUUCUUCAUGUUUUGAGCGAGCUGAAAGAAGUGGAGCCAAAAUUAGCCACCUGGAUCCAGAAACUGAACAGCUUCGGUUUAGACGCCACAGGACCAUUUUUUUCUCGUUAUGGAGCAUCUCUUAAGCAGCUUGAUUUUAGCAUCCUGACUUUUCUUUGGAAUGAGAAAUAUGGUCAUAAACUAGCCUCUAUAGAAGGAAAACAACUUGAUUAUUUCUAUGAGCAAACAUCAUUGAAGGAAGCACGAUGUUUAAUAUGGCUGCUAGAAGAACACAGAGACAAGUUCCCAGCGUUGCAUAAUGCUUUAGAUGAAUUCUUUGAUAUAAUGGACAGCCGCUGUACUGUGUUAAGGAAACAAGACAGUGGCGAUGUGCCGUUUAAUUCUGCCAAGAUAAAAAAUAAAGGCAAGAAAAAGAAGCCAAAAGAUCUAAAGCCUAUGUUAGUGGGGUCUGGGACCGCUUCAGUAACACCAAAUAAUGAGAUUGUCACUUCAGGUGAAGACCACAGCAGACGCAAUCCAAAUUCUGCAGGUCCAUUUGUGGUACCUGACCACCUUCGGCGAGAUGUAGAAGAAUUUGAGGCUAUAUAUGAACAGCACAGUAGUGAAUAUGUUGUCCGUAAUAAGAAGCUGUGGGACAUUAACCCAAAACAAAAAUGUUCAACUCUGUAUGAUUAUUUCUCUCAGUUGUUGGAGGAGCAUGGUCCCUUGGACAUGAGUAAUAAAAUGUUCUCUGAAGAAUAUGAAUUCUUCCCAGAAGAAACUCGACAAAUACUAGAAAAAGCCGGAGGGUUGAAGUCUUUUCUCCUGGGAUGUCCCCGUUUUGUUGUGAUUGACAACUGCAUUGCAUUGAAGAAAGUUGCAUUACGGCUCAAGAAAAAGAGAAAGAAGAAAAACAUCAAGACAAAAGUGGAAGAAAUUUCAAAAACAGGGGAGUAUUUACGAGUUAAACUACCACUGAAUCCAGCUGCUAGGGAAUUUAAACCAGAUGUCAGGUCCAGACCAGUGUCUGAGUUAUCUUCAGCACCAGCUUCUGAGGACAUGAAGCCCAAACCUGUAUCUGCUAAUUCUCCCCAACCAACCUGUGAAGCGGUGAAGCCGAAUCCAGCAUCUGAUCAUGGUAGAUCAGUUUCGGAGGCUGAGAAGCCCAAGGAGGCCUCUUCUGAUUCCCUCACGUCGGUGUCUGAGGAUGCCGGUCACAAGCAAGUAUCCUGUAAUUCUCCCAAACCAGCUUCUGAGGAUGUGAAACCUGCAUACUGGACACCACCCCAUUUGGUCACAGGAUACUGUACAUACGUUUCCUUCCAGGGAUUUGACAUUAUCCAGACACCACCAACAUAUAUAAGCGUGUUACCCAGUCUGCCCCCGUACACUAACAUGUAUACACCUCUAGCCAGCAUUCCUUCUGAGUAUCAGCUGCAAAGACCGAUAGCAGUGGUGCCCUCAUUUGUAGCCAGUGACAGACCAGAUGACAGUGCUGCCAUGUAUUUUGAGGGUCAUCAUUUGAAUGCUGAGAAUGCACCUCCCGGUAACAAGAUUGUCCCUAAAACACAGACCCUUCAGGACUCUCUGGAAGUAUCAGGAAAGCCACAGUGCAGCGUGAAUGGGGCCGAUAGAGCCCCCAGUGGACCUACCAGCCAUGAAGGCCACUGUGGAAAUUCUGCCAAGUGGAAAGUAAAUCCAGAAAUCACCGACCAAGUAACAGAUACUCCACACACACAGAUGGCCGCGGUGCAGGUACCUUGGAAUAUAACACAUCAAGAAGUCAAUACUGAGCCAUAUGAUCCUUUUGAGGCACAACAGGGAGAGCUCUCACAGAUUGAGAAGGAGCACCAGGCUUUACAAGAGCAGUUUAAGGAAGCGUGUGAAAAUUAUGAGCAGAUUAAACUCCAGGUCUCGGAAGAGAUCAAGGACCUGGAAGAAAAGUUGAAAAGGAACUCAGAAGAAAACAAGAUAUCAAAGACAGAAUUAGAUUGGUUCCUCGAAGAUUUGGAAAAGGAAGUUAAAAAAUGGCAACAGGAGAAAAAAGAAAUCCAAGAAAAUCUGAAAGCACUAAAGAAGAAAAUGAAAAAGGUUUUCAAUGCCAAUGAAACGUAUACCCAGAAAAAUGAUGGGGAGGAUAAGGAACAUGAAUUACUUCUGGAUCAGUCCCUCGAAAUCAGUGAUACAUUUACAAAUGAGAAAAUGAAAAUAGAAGAAUGUAUAAAGAAAGGGAAAGAGACUUAUGAAGAGAGUCUUCAAAGAGCGGUGGCUGCAGAGAUAUCUGUGCUUGAAAACUGGAAGGAGACUGAAGUGUACAAACUACAGAUCCUGGAGUCACAGGCAGAGGCGCACCUGAAGCACCUGAAGCCCCUGAGCAGUGAUUCUGAUAUGGAGUCUGCUGUACUUCCAUGGGAAUCCUUUCUUGGUAAGGUUGGAAAAGAAAUUGAGAAAGCAAAGUCUCAAUUUGAAGAACAAAUUCAGGCAAUUAAAAAUGGCUCUCGGCUCAGUGAACUUUCUAGAGUGCAGAUUCCUGACCUUUCACUUCCUGUCUGUAGCACAAUUCCUCCUGAGUUACCUCCUGGGUCUUCAGGCCACAGUGAUCACGGAACCGUCACUUCAGCAGGUCAUGGGACUGGAAGCCACACGACAGGUCCCGAGGAUUCAAGUCUGGUCCCUGCCAGCGAUGGCGCUGUGGGGCCUUCCUCUCCUCCACUGUCAGGACCGCCCUCCCGUCAGCCCGGAGUCGCCCCGGGACCAGAGUGCAAGAGCGUGGACCAGGAAACUCCGCCGGAACAAAGCCUUGUGGCCAGUCGGAAGCUGCCGGGACGGGCCACUCGGUCGAGCCAGUCUCCAAAAAAGCCGUUCAACAGUAUUAUUGAGCACCUGUCGGCGGCGUUCCCGUGUUACAGCAGCACCGAGCUUGCUGGUUUUAUUAAAAAAGUACGAAACAAGAACAAGAACUCGCUGUCAGGAUUGAGCAUUGAUGAAAUUGCCCAAAGAGUGACAGAACACAUUCUAGAUGAACAGAAAAAGAGAAAGCCUGCUUCCGGAAAGGACAAGAGGUGGUCUGAACCCAGCUCUGCCGCUGCUGUGACCCGGGCCUCCCAGGGCCCAUCUGCCGUGACUGUUGGACCAUCUCCCAAAACCAAGGGACAGAAGACAGAAGAUAUCCCUGGAUUGGGUGCAGCUUCCUGUGAAAUAUGCCGUGAGGUAUUCAAAUCCAAAAAUGUGCGUGAACUAAAAUGUGGGCACAAGUUUCACAAAGGGUGCUUUAAGCAGUGGCUGAAGGGGCAGAGCACUUGCCCCGCCUGCCGCGAUCGGGACCUUCGGUAAGAAGAGUAGCCGGCACCUUCUGGAAGAGGCCAGCCCGCUUUCCUCGGUAGUCACAGCUCACCGAAGAGUCCUUUACUGGUUUGUUCAGGUGGAGGAAUAACAAUGUAUUACUUCUGGUGUGAAGGGGCAGGCACCUGAAGACGGCUGUGUAUCACCGCGCUAAUAGAGGGAAGUCUUUUAGUCGGUAGUGAUUUCCCUGCGCUUAAGAAGCGCUUCGAUAACAGCAAAUUGUGGCUAAUACAAUUCCGCGUAACCA
Molecule: messenger RNA, 7877 nt
Organism: Suricata suricatta (meerkat)
Lineage: Eukaryota; Metazoa; Chordata; Mammalia; Carnivora; Herpestidae
Gene: TTC3
Product: tetratricopeptide repeat domain 3
Exons: 46
Coding region: 1649-7621 (1990 amino acids)
Biological process (GO): ubiquitin-dependent protein catabolic process
Molecular function (GO): ubiquitin-protein transferase activity; protein binding
Source: RefSeq, a predicted model, not a curated record